Penicillium chermesinum is the source of this 327-nucleotide messenger RNA. RefSeq lists its product as uncharacterized. The record is from RefSeq and is a predicted model, not a curated record. The transcript has a single exon. Bases 1 to 327 code for a protein of 108 amino acids. Lineage: Eukaryota; Fungi; Ascomycota; Eurotiomycetes; Eurotiales; Aspergillaceae.
AUGAGCUCCCCCUUCUCUUGGGGGGAAAGUCCCCCCCUUUGCUCACCCACAUCUGAUAUCGGGACCAACUCCUUCGGUCGGCAGCCGCGCGCGGUGAUCAUUGGGCGCGCGUUCUCGCAGGAAGAUGUUGAGGCUCUCCGCGACGCUUGCAAGGGAAUCAACAAGGAUCCGGUGGCAUGGAUUGUUGGUAACCCAGCCAAGAAGCCGCCUGCUGGUGCCCCGUCCCGGCUCCCAGAAUACGCGGCGGCUGUAGCUCGGGAUUGUAAGGACACUCUUACGAAGUGGGUUGAGAGGGGCGCAUCGAAGGAGGAGCUUUUACUCUUCUAG